This is a messenger RNA of Drosophila miranda, 3017 nucleotides long. It is a transcript of the gene Hr38, whose product is annotated as probable nuclear hormone receptor HR38. Gene Ontology annotation, molecular function: RNA polymerase II cis-regulatory region sequence-specific DNA binding; zinc ion binding; nuclear glucocorticoid receptor binding. Bases 317 to 2854 code for a protein of 845 amino acids. NCBI's taxonomy places the organism in Eukaryota, Metazoa, Arthropoda, Insecta, Diptera, Drosophilidae. The transcript is spliced from 4 exons. The record is from RefSeq and is a predicted model, not a curated record. Gene Ontology annotation, cellular component: nucleus; transcription regulator complex. Gene Ontology annotation, biological process: regulation of transcription by RNA polymerase II; cellular response to corticotropin-releasing hormone stimulus.
UGCAGCAACAGCAACAGCAACAGCAGGAGCAGCAGUAACCGCAGGAGGAGCCACAUCAGCAGCCAGUCAGCCCCGCAAGUCGAAACUCCUCGUCGAGCGGAAAGUCGGGAAAACUGACAGCAACACUGACAGCGCAACAGAAACUACAGAAGCUCCGGCUACGACAGCAACAUCUGCAACAUCAACAGCAGGCGCAGCAACAACAACAACAGCAACAACAGGGGGAACAACAGCGAGUGCAACUGCAACAACAGCAGCAGCAAUCCAUACAACAAAAAUCAGCCAAGUGAGGCUUAAUAACCCAGCGACAACAAGCAUGUUACUUUUGCAACCCAAUAGCUCCUUUAGUUCACUGUCGCCCUUUGAUAAUUUCUCCUCGCAAUCCGCGACGACGACCACAACGUCGUCGGUAACCGCAGCAGCAGCUGGACACCAUCAUCUUCAGCAGCAGCAGCAGCAACAUCAUCAUCUCCAACAGCAACAUCUGCAACAUCAGCAGCAGCAACAGCAGCAGCAGCAGCAACAACAUCAUCAUCAGCAGAUCCUAAACUCCCAACAACACCUGCUAAAGACCGAGUCACUGCUCUCCCAUGAGGAGGAUCAGUUGAUCAGCAACCUGAACGACGUGGCCGGAUCGCACAGUGAGCUCUUCUCGGAUCUCUUCUUCCCCUCGGACUCGAACAACUCGCUGCUCUCGCCGACGACCAGCGGCUAUCCGGAUAAUCCAUCUGGCGAGGAUCUCACCAGCUCCAUCGAGAACCUCACCAAGCUCACGUGUCUGCGGGACAAGCGGCUCUCCUCCAUUCCCGAGCAGCAGCUCAGCUCCGAGCAGGAGCAGCAGCUCUGCCUGCUCAGCCUUCGGUCCAGCAGUGAUCCAGCCAUAGCCCUCCACGCCCAACAGCAGCAGCAGCAGCAGCAGCAACAGCCCCAGCAGCAGCAGCAACAGGAGCAACAGCGGCAACCCGGUUCCGGCCAAAUCCAGCUGAUCUCGCCCAUCGGUGGCCCUCUGUCCUGCGGCAGCAGCCUGCCCAGCUUCCAGGAGACCUACUCCCUAAAGUACACCAGUAGCAGCGGCAGCAGUCCCCAGCAGGCCUCCUCCUCCUCGACGGCGGCUGCCACGCCAACCGAUCAGGUCCUGACCCUCAAAAUGGACGAGGACUGCUUCCCCCUGACCAGUGCCGCCGACGUUAUGUCCGGGUGGAAUGCCAGCCCGGCUCCAGCUCCCGCCCAGCUCCAGCAGCUCCAUACGCUCCAGACACAGUCCCAGUCCCAGUCCCAGAUGUCGCACUCACAUCCGCAUCCCAACAGCAGCAGCAGUGGCAGCAACAACAACAACAACGGCGGCAGCAGUGGCUACAACUACCACGGACACUUCAAUGCCGUCAAUGCCAGCGCCAAUCUCUCGCCCAGCUCCUCGGCCAGCUCCCUCUACGAGUACAAUGGUGUCUCCGCUUCCGAUAAUUUCUACGGACAGCAGCAACAGCAGCCAAACUAUCAUAACUACAAUUCCCAUAAUGGAGAACGCUACUCGUUGCCCACCUUUCCCACCAUCUCGGAACUGGCGGCGGCCACAGCUGCUGUGGAGGCGGCGGCAGCAGCCUCCAUUUCUGCUUCAGUGGGGCCGACGCCAGUGCGUCGAUCCUCGUUGCCUGUGCAGCGGACAGUCUCACCCGCCGGUACCUCCGCCCAGAGCCCCAAGCUGGCCAAGAUCACGCUGGGUCAGCGGCAUCACGCCCAUGCCCAUGCCCACGCCCAUCCUCUGCAGUUGAGUUCGGCGCCCAAUUCGUCGGCCAGUUCUCCGGCAAGUGCCGCAGGGGCAGAUCUCCAGGCGGGACGACUGCUGCAAGCGGCCUCCCAGCUGUGCGCCGUCUGCGGGGACACCGCCGCCUGUCAGCACUAUGGCGUGCGGACCUGCGAGGGCUGCAAGGGAUUCUUCAAGCGGACGGUGCAGAAGGGCUCCAAGUACGUCUGCUUGGCGGACAAGAUGUGCCCGGUGGACAAGCGGAGACGCAAUCGAUGUCAGUUCUGUCGCUUCCAGAAGUGUCUGGUCGUUGGCAUGGUCAAGGAAGUGGUUCGCACGGACUCCCUCAAAGGACGCCGCGGUCGUCUGCCCUCAAAGCCGAAAUCGCCACAGGAGUCGCCGCCAUCCCCACCCAUUUCCCUGAUAACGGCUCUGGUGAGGAGCCAUGUGGACACCACGCCCGAUCCCUCGUGCCUGGACUACACCCAUUACGAGGAGCCGUCGAUGAGCGAGGCGGACAAGGUGCAGCAGUUCUAUCAUCUGCUUACCAGUUCGGUGGAUGUGAUCAAACAGUUUGCGGAGAAGAUACCCGGCUACUUGGAUCUCACGCCGGAGGAUCAGGAGCUGCUCUUCCAGUCGGCCUCCCUGGAGCUGUUCGUCCUGCGUCUGUCCUAUCGCGCCCGCAGCGACGACACCAAGAUGAUCUUCUGCAACGGCACCGUGCUCCAUCGCAGUCAGUGCCAGCGAUCUUUCGGCGAGUGGCUGAACGACAUCAUGGACUUUAGUCGGAGUCUUCACAGCCUGGAGAUUGACAUAUCAGCUUUUGCCUGUCUCUGUGCCCUCACGCUGAUCACAGAGCGGCAUGGCCUGCGUGAGCCGAAGAAGGUGGAGCAGCUGCAGAUGAAGAUCAUUGGUAGUCUGCGCGAUCAUGUCACCUACAAUGCCGAGGCCCAGAAGAAGCAGCACUACUUCAGCCGCCUUCUGGGGAAACUUCCGGAGCUGCGAUCCCUCAGCGUUCAGGGAUUGCAGCGCAUCUUCUAUCUGAAGCUGGAGGAUCUGGUGCCAGCGCCAGCCCUCAUCGAGAACAUGUUCGUCACCACAUUGCCCUUCUAGGCAGUCCAAAUCCACAUCACAACAUUGCUUCCUUCAACCUAGACCUAAGUUAGACCCACUAAGAACUAGGUAAUCCAUAACUAGCUUUAGUAGAAACCCCAAUAAAAAAAUCGAAGAAAAGAAAAAAAAAAAAAAAACAAACAAAAAACCCAGUGAGUGCAAG